CCGGUACCGACCCCAGCACCGGCCCCCGGUACCGCCCCCCAGCACCGGCCCCCGGUACCGACCCCCGGUACCGACCCCAGCACCGGCCCCCGGUCCCGAGCCCCGGUACCGACCCCAGCACCGGCCCCCGGUCCCGAGCCCCGGUACCGACCCCAGCACCGGCCCCCGGUACCGCCCCCCAGCACCGGCCCCCGGUCCCGACCCCCGGUACCGACCCCAGCACCGGCCCCCGGUACCGGCCCCCGGUACCGCCCCCACCAUGGCCGACCCCAAGUACGCCGACCUGCCCGGCAUCGCCCGGAACGAGCCCGACGUGUACGAGACCAGUGACCUGCCCGAGGAUGACCAGGCCGAGUUCGAGGCGGAGGAGCUGAGCAGCACCAGCGUGGAGCACCUGAUCAUCAACCCCAACGCUGCCUACGAGAAGUUCCGGGACAAGCGCCUGGGCACCGAGGGUGUGGAUUUCUCUGACCGCAUCGGCCGGACACGGACCACGGGUUACGAGGCUGGGGAGUAUGAGAUGCUGGGCGAGGGUCUUGGUGCCAAGGAGACGCCGCAGCAGCGAUUCCAGCGGUUGCAGCACGAGGUGCAGGAGCUGCUCCGGGACGUGGAGCAGAUCCAGAGCUCAGUGAAGGAGUCGGGGGCUGAGGAGGAGCUCACGCCCAUGGCCCUGGCCAGGCAGGUGGAAGUGCUGAAGCAGCAGCUGCUCAGCUCCCACCUGGAGAAGGUUCUGGGCCCUGGUGCCGCCGUCGACUUCGCUGAUCCCGAGGGCGCCCUGGCCAAGCGGCUGCUGCAGCAGCUGGAGGUGGCCAAGUGCAGCAAAGCCACGGCGGGGAAGGGCCCCGCGCGGGCCCCUCCGCCUGCCGGCGAUGCUGUCACCUUCGAGCUCUACUGGAGGCCGGAGCAGGACCAGUUUGCCCAGUCUGCAAAGGUGUCAGAGCUGGAGAAGCGUCUGGCGCAGCUGGAGGCGGCCAUGAGGUGUGAGCCUGACAGCCAGAACCCACUGCUGGUGGGGCUGAAGGGCUCCAGUCUCAUGGACACGGUGCAGGUGCUGCAGGCCAAGGUGAAUGUUCUGGAUGUGGCUGUGCUGGACCAGGUGGAGGCUCGGCUGCAGAGCGUCCUGGGGAAGGUGAACGAGAUCGCCAAGCACAAGGCCACGGUGCAGGACGCUGACACGCAGAGCAAGAUCCACCAGCUGUACGAGACACUGCAGAGCUGGGACGCUGUGGCCAGUGCCCUGCCCGACGUGGUGCAGCGCCUGGUGACCCUGAGGGACCUGCACGAGCAAGCCACCCAGUUCGGGCAGGUGCUGGUGCACCUGGACACAACGCAGCAGGAGAUCGCAGGGGCUCUCAAGGACAACGCGGUGCUGUUGGCCGAGGUGCAGAAGACGAUGAAGGACAACCUGGCCAUCGUCGAGGACAACUUUGCCGACAUCGAUGCCCGCAUCAAGCGGCUGCAGAAGUGACGAGACCCCAGGACACCCCCUUGGGGCUCCCCUGAGGACGUCCCUGCGCCCCCCCCCCCACGACCCCCUGGGCUCUGUGACCCCCCCCCCGCAGGUCCCAGCUGCUGCUUGUAAAUACCCUGGCUCGGCCCCCCCCUGCACAUCCUCUGUCCCCGUCCCCACCGGGGCCUCUGCACCCCUCAGUCCCCACGGGGGGUCCUCCCUGUCCCCCCUGCUCCGUCCCCACCUGUGGGUGUCUGGUCCCCCCCGUACCCCAAUAAACAGCUCAGCUCCC
Molecule: messenger RNA, 1742 nt
Organism: Vidua macroura (Pin-tailed whydah)
Lineage: Eukaryota; Metazoa; Chordata; Aves; Passeriformes; Viduidae
Gene: DCTN2
Product: dynactin subunit 2
Exons: 14
Coding region: 260-1468 (402 amino acids)
Biological process (GO): mitotic spindle organization
Cellular component (GO): dynactin complex; cytoplasm; centrosome
Source: RefSeq, a predicted model, not a curated record